AUGACUGAAGGUCCCUUCAAACACUACAUGGCCAACAUCGGUCCCGGCGCCCCAGUGAUGAACAACGUCCCCAAGAACCCCCUCCCCAGCGACGGCGGGUACAACCCCCGCUGCAUGCGCCGCGACAUCAGCGUCGACGCCGCCCUCGGCGCCACCGCGGAGCGCUCGUACAAUCUCAUCAUGAAGUCCAAGGACACAAACACUUUCUACAACACCUUGUUGACGCCAACCCGGAAUGCGAGCGACCCGUACAAUUUUGGGAUCCAUACCGGUGACCAUUACAUUUCUGGAGGAGACCCCGGGGGAGAUGCGAUGGUCUCGCCUAAUGAUCCGAUUUUCUAUUUCCAUCAUGCGAUGCUGGAUAGGCUUUGGUCGAUCUGGCAGAUGCAGGAUCCGGAUAAGCAGGUCAAUGCCCAGGUGACGCUUGGUGGGAGGGAUGCGGCGACGAGGAAGCUUGAUUCGAAGUGGCUUAUUGCUGAUGUUAUCCCCGUUCUUGAAGCGCAUGAUGGGCUUGGGCGUGCGGGAGGGGCGUUUUAUCAUGUAUAUGUAUGA
Messenger RNA from Podospora pseudocomata, 552 nucleotides. RefSeq lists its product as uncharacterized. Gene Ontology annotation, molecular function: oxidoreductase activity. Lineage: Eukaryota; Fungi; Ascomycota; Sordariomycetes; Sordariales; Podosporaceae. The transcript has 2 exons. Bases 1 to 552 code for a protein of 183 amino acids. The record is from RefSeq and is a predicted model, not a curated record.